CAUGGUGUACGUAGCCGCGCUUGAGUAGUGAAAAUUUGUAUCCAGUGAAAAUAGAAUAAGUGAUUAAGAUUAAUCCAGAUUUAUCGCAUAAGGCAAUUAUUCUGACGUAAAUGUACAACAAAAUGUCCAGCUUUGAGUCUUCGGAUGGUGAAAUUUGCCAACCGGUGUGUGAAUCGGAAUCCUACUAUGAACCAGCAAACCAUUACUAUACACAACUUUAUCCAGCGGAUUCCCAGAAUGCAGGCCCUCAUGUGAUACCCUUGGAGGAGGAAGGCUACUGGGGUUCUCCAUGCAGUUCCAGUGAAUCUCUGGAGAACCGAGAUGAGUACUCACCUGGUCAGAAUGUGUUAUCAUCGCAAUCCGGACCGGAAGGAUCGUCCCCCUAUAGUAGCCAGUAUCAUCAUCACCACCAUGGUCAGCAAGUUUACUGCCCCGUCGGGUAUGAGAAGACGAGCUACAUAUGCGACGAGGGCUACUAUGGAGCUACAACCACGACAAACACAAGCGGUGGAUCGGUAACAUCAAUGCAUACGUCCAGUGGAAUCGUCUCCGGAAGCGUUCCUGUAGUGAGGGUAGUCAAAAGACGCAAUACAGCCAACAAGAAAGAACGCAGACGUACUCAAAGUAUCAAUUCAGCCUACACUUCCUUAAGAGAUCGAAUUCCCAACGUACCGAACGAUACGAAGCUCUCAAAGAUUAAAACGCUCCGGUUAGCGAUAUCUUAUAUUGCUCAUCUACUGGCAGUCGUUAAUGGUAACCAAGAUCCAUCCUGUGACUUUCGAGCGGAGCUUGUACCCUCGUCAAGGAAGAUAAACGCCGAGCGAAGGGCCCAGAAGAGUAUGCUGCAAAAUCUUGCCAGUGAAGGAAAAAAAAUCAAAGGUAGAACCGGGUGGCCACAACACGUUUGGGCAUUGGAAACAAAGACCACCAUCAAGUGAAAUUUAGGAAUAAUAAGUGCUGUUUCCAUAAAUCUUUUCCUGGAAGAUGCAAAUAAAAACCCAUAAUAAAUUAGUAUAGCACACACUCGUGAUAAUGCUAAUUAUGCUUCGAAGAGAUUUGACCAUGAUUGUACAAAGUUUGCAAAGAUUUGCGUAAAUGUUUCAACUUGAUCUGCCAAAUAAAGCUCCUCGA
Ochlerotatus camptorhynchus is the source of this 1131-nucleotide messenger RNA. It is a transcript of the gene Hand, whose product is annotated as hand. Bases 111 to 938 code for a protein of 275 amino acids. NCBI's taxonomy places the organism in Eukaryota, Metazoa, Arthropoda, Insecta, Diptera, Culicidae. Gene Ontology annotation, molecular function: DNA-binding transcription factor activity, RNA polymerase II-specific; RNA polymerase II transcription regulatory region sequence-specific DNA binding; protein dimerization activity. The transcript has 5 exons. Gene Ontology annotation, biological process: regulation of transcription by RNA polymerase II; developmental process. The record is from RefSeq and is a predicted model, not a curated record.